Molecule: messenger RNA, 1374 nt
Organism: Acytostelium subglobosum LB1
Lineage: Eukaryota; Evosea; Eumycetozoa; Acytosteliales; Acytosteliaceae
Exons: 4
Coding region: 1-1374 (457 amino acids)
Cellular component (GO): endoplasmic reticulum membrane
Molecular function (GO): phosphatidate cytidylyltransferase activity
Source: RefSeq, a predicted model, not a curated record
AUGCAAUCGAAUACAACAAUUAGAAAUAGAGGUAGUACUACUACUGGUGUAGGCUCACCUCAACCAACAUCACCACCUUCGAAUAAAGCAUUGAAGAAGGCAAAGCAGACUGAUGAUUACGACUCGAGCAAGGACGAAUCUUCAUCGGACGAUGAACAGGGCGCAACGACUACCAACAACAACUCGGCUGACAAUGCCAAGCCAACAGACCCCCCCGAAUCCAGAUACAAGAAGCUGGCAGUGCGCUCGGUGAUGGGCGCCUGCAUGAUCUCCUUCUUUGCCGUGGUGCUCUCGACCGACCACGCGAUCGUCUCGCUCUUUGUCAUUGCGCUGCAGCUGCUGGUCUUCAAGGAGAUGGUGUCGCUGCGCUACAUCGAAGCCAAGGAGAAGAAGAUCCCGCGCUUCCGCACGCUGGCCUGGUACUUCUUGCUGUCGGCCUUCUUCUUCUUCUACGCCAAGCCCAUCCUGGUCAGCCUGGCCACGCGCUGGCCCGACAUCUUCAACCACUUUGUUCACUUCCACAUGUGGCACUCGUUCCUGCUGUACUGCAUUGGCUUUGUCUCAUUCAUCGUGACGCUGAGGAAGGGCGUCUAUCGCUACCAGUUCUCGCAGUUCACCUGGACUCUCAUGACCCUCAUGAUGGUCGUCGUCCAGUCCAACUUUAUCAUCGCCAACAUCUACAUGGGUCUUAUCUGGUUCAUCCUACCCGUUUCAAUCAUCGUCUGCAAUGAUAUCUUUGCAUACUUGAAUGGUUUCUUUUUUGGAAGGAAGUUCAUUCAAAGACCUUUGAUGAAGAUCUCACCAAACAAGACAUGGGAGGGCUUCAUUGGCGCCACAUUCUGGACAAUCAUCUUUGCCUACUUGUUUAACUCCUUCCUCAUGCAAUUCAAAUGGGUCACUUGCCCAAAGGGUGACACAGGCUUCAUGGAUACAUUGGAUUGUCCAACUGAUCCAGUGUUUGUGCCAAAGGAAUAUGUGUUGCCAGUGGAACUAUCAUACAUCCUCGCGAAAUAUGUUGGACUCCAACUUACAUCGGUCACAUUCAUCCCAAUGCACUUGCAUGCAUUCGUCUUGGCAUUGUUUGGUUCUCUCAUUGCACCAUUCGGUGGAUUCUUUGCAUCAGGAAUCAAGAGAGCUUACAAGAUCAAGGACUUUGACUCAAUCAUCCCAGGACAUGGUGGAAUCACAGACAGAACCGACUGCCAAUUCAUCAUGGGCCUGUUUGUUUAUGUUUACUACCUCACGUUUGUCAAGACCAGUAUCGUUGAAAUCGAUCAGGUUUGGAAUGCCCUGAUGAUGCUGCCAGCCGAUCAACAAGUUCAAAUCCUGCACAAACUCAGCAGCACCUUACAACUAGCAACAGCAACAGCAUAA